AUGGCUCUUUCCAAGGCACUCAGUCUUUCCAUCCUGUUGGCUUACGCCGAGGCCCGUUUUGGCCAGGAGCAGGUGCCUGUUGCUGCAGUCCAGGCACUCGGCGAUGCUGGCUUCGGUGAUCCUGGUGUUGCUGCCACCAUUGCUGGUAGCAUUCCAGGUUCCCUCCUUGCCGCUGCUAGCCCUUGCCAGAAGCUUACUAUUGCCGACCAAAUCAUCUCCGAGCUGGGAACUGACCAGCAAGUCAUUGACGCUGCGAUUGGCCUCGUCGCUGCUGAGACCAACUUCAACCCUUUCGCCGUCGACGUGCCAUUCGUGUGCGCCGACCCCAGCCUUCCUGCGACUGCUGAGCUCCGAGGCAUCGUCCCCCUUGUUGACCCGGCUGUUGGUGGCUCAGAUGUUGAGAAUGCCAACUCUGCAACCUCGAAGCAGACGCCUUUUGACGCCACGGGCCUGUCUCAGGCUGAAGUCAUGAUUGCUCAGGGCUUUGGCAACUUCACCGCCGUUGGUGCCGAUGGACAGCAGGUCGCACUUGACGGACAGGACGGAGCUGGAGCCGGAGCCGGUGCUGGAGCCGGUGCAGGCGGUGCUGGUGCCGGUGCCGGUGACGGUGCUGCCGACGACGGCGCUGCCAAUGAUGGUGCCAAUGAUGGUGCCAAUGAUGGUGCUGCUGGUGGCGAUGACGCUGCCGCUGGUGACGACGCUGCUGCUGGUGAUGAUGCCGCUGCCGGUGACGGUGCUGCCGGUGGCGAUGCUGGAGGCGCUGCUGGAGACAACGAGGACUGCGACGACACUCCGGCUGGUGUUCUCCCCCCUAAUAACAACAGCACUGCCGGAGUCGGAGCUGGAGCUGGAGCUGGAGCCGACAAUGCCGCUCCCAGCAACGGUACCCUCCCAGACGGAGCUGGAAACAACGAUCAAGGCAAUGACGAUGGUCAGGAUGAUGCUGAUCAAGACGACGGCGCCGACGAUGCCAACGAUGCCGAAGAUGAUGAUACCGAGGAUGACAACGAUGACAAUGGUCGUCACCGAGGCUCUGGUCGUGGAGGAAGGCUACGACAGGCACUUGGUCGUCUUCGGGGAGCCAACCGGGGAGCCAACCGGGCCCAACGAGGGGGAAAUGACAACCAACAAAACGACGACAACGAUAACGGCAACGACAACGCUGCUGGCGAUGACGCUGCUGCUGGAGAUGAUGCCGCUGCCGGUGACGACGCCGCUGGAGAUGACGCUGCCGCCGGAGAUGAUGCCGCAGCUGGUGAUGACGCUGCUGCCGAUGACGAUGAUGCUGCCGGAGAUGAUGCUGCCGCCGGAGAUGAUGCCGCAGCUGGUGAUGACGCUGCCGCUGGAGACGAUGCUGCUGCCGGCGAUGCUGCCAAGGGAGGAAAUAACCAGAACGGAGGCGCCAACAAUGGAAACGCCAACAACGGAACCGAGGCGGACGGAGCCGCGUGCAACAACCAGGGCAAUAACCAGGGCAACAACGGCCAGGGCAACGGAGCUGAUAAUGCUGCUGGUGACGACGCCGCUGGUGGUGAUAAUGCCAACAACGGAGGCAACAACCAGGGCAAUGCUGGAGACGAUGCUGCCAACGGCGAUGAUCAGGGCAACCAAGAUGGCGCUGCCGGUGACGACCAGAACGGCCAGGAUGGCCAGGACGGAAACCAGGGCAAUGGUCAAGGAAAUGCCGGCAAUGCUGGUGAUAACCAGAACCAGGAUGGCAACAACCAAGGCGGUAACAACCAGGGCAACGCUGGUAACGCCGGCGAUGACCAGAACCAGGACGAUAACGCUGGAGGCGCCGAUCAGGGCCAGGGCGGCGCUGAUGAUGGUGCCGCUGGAGGAGCCAACGGUGAUCUCGACUUUGGUGUCUGCCAGCCCACAAUGGCACGAAUCGGCGGUCUCAAUGGCCGACCAGCCGACGAGUUCACCUUCAUCCCCCAGGAUCCUUUGGUGGCUGAGGGCCAGCAGGAGGCGCUGAACCCCAACAUCAUCACCAACCGCAUCUGCGAUCAGCUCACCAACGUCUGCAACGCCAACGAUGCUGCAAAGGCUGCUUGCGAGUCGGCCAAGGCCGAGAUCGAGGCUCUGGGCACUCGUGAUCAGAGCACAGCUGACACAUGGAACGCUCUUCUGGGCUUUGCCGGUGUCGACUCGACCCAGCAGGUUGUUUAA
Fusarium keratoplasticum is the source of this 2172-nucleotide messenger RNA. RefSeq lists its product as uncharacterized. The record is from RefSeq and is a predicted model, not a curated record. Lineage: Eukaryota; Fungi; Ascomycota; Sordariomycetes; Hypocreales; Nectriaceae. The transcript has 2 exons. The coding region runs from base 1 to 2172 and encodes 723 amino acids.